ACAGUAAAGAAAAGGAAAGCAUGUAGCGACCCACCUCCAUCUUGGAUACCUCCGGUCUACACCUACAAAGGCAGCCCUUUCCCAUAUCUCCGCCAGUCUCCGCCGCUAUGACCGAUUCCUCCGUUUCAUCUCGCAAGGUUCUAAGCAAAAUUGCUAGCAAUAGACUUCAGAAGGAGCUGACGGAGUGGCAGAUCAAUCCUCCCUCUGGAUUUACACACAAAGUCACCGAUAAUCUUCAACGGUGGGUGAUUGAAGUGAAUGGAGCUCAGGGAACUAUUUAUGCUAAUGAAAAAUACCAACUCCAAGUUGACUUUCCAGAGAAUUAUCCUAUGGAAGCACCUCAGGUGAUCUUUUUGCAUCCUGCUCCACUUCAUCCUCACAUUUAUAGCAACGGCCAUAUUUGUUUAGAUAUUUUAUACGACUCAUGGUCACCAGCCAUGACUGUUGGUUCCAUCUGCAUCAGCAUCCUGUCCAUGCUAUCAAGUUCAACAGCGAAGGAACGCCCAGAAGAUAAUGACCGCUACGUCAAGAACUGUAGAAAUGGCAGAUCUCCAAAGGAGACUAGAUGGUGGUUCCACGACGAUAAAGUCUAACAAAAAGAACACACCUCGUCUCAUCAUUUGCCGGUCCAGGAAAUUACUUCUUCAUGUUGGACUAUCGCAAGCAUGCAGGGAAGAACAAAUGGUGUGCAACCCCCAUCGUAUAUCUGUACAUGAAGAGCAAAUUUUCGUGUUCGUUUGCUCAAAAUGUAAGAAUCUGACUCCGAAUUUAUAUCUAAAUCUGCUCAUGUUUCUCAAGCAAUUUUUAUACAUUAUAACUCUUCCAUACAACAAAGUGGCCCUUGGCCUAAUGGUAUCUAUGGAUCUUUGCAAUUCAUAUGGUAUUAGUG
Molecule: messenger RNA, 889 nt
Organism: Cynara cardunculus var. scolymus (artichoke)
Lineage: Eukaryota; Viridiplantae; Streptophyta; Magnoliopsida; Asterales; Asteraceae
Product: probable ubiquitin-conjugating enzyme E2 16
Exons: 6
Coding region: 108-593 (161 amino acids)
Source: RefSeq, a predicted model, not a curated record